Messenger RNA from Centropristis striata (black sea bass), 769 nucleotides. RefSeq names its product immunoglobulin lambda-like polypeptide 5. The record is from RefSeq and is a predicted model, not a curated record. The transcript has 4 exons. Lineage: Eukaryota; Metazoa; Chordata; Actinopteri; Perciformes; Serranidae. The coding region runs from base 1 to 666 and encodes 221 amino acids.
AUGAUACUGCUUCAUAAUGUGGACUGGUUCACCUCAGCUGACACAUUCAGCAGCAGACAGGUUUUUGUACGAGUCUUUUUCACUGUGGGAGGCAGAUGGAACGAAUGGUACUACAUCUUUGGCUCUGGAACUAAACUGUUUGUAGGUGAGCAGGUAGUGAAGCCCGUGGUGAGCGUGUACCCAGCAGCACCCAGAGCCCACCUGGAGGGGAAGAGCUCCCUGCUGUGUCUGGUCUCAGCCAUGUUUCCUCCUCUGGUCCGCAUCUCCUGGAAAAGACGAAAGGAGAACGGUCCUCUGGAGGAGCUGCCCCCUGCUGAGGGAGAGCAGCUGGAGCUCAGAGAGUCGGGACACACCGCCGCCAUCUUGCUGCUCCGUCAGCAAGAGAGCAGCACGUAUAAAUACCACUGCUACGUAUUUAUAGUGGAGGCCCCAACAGAACAAGAGGUUCCAGCUCCAGCAGCCUCCUGUCCUCCAGAGAGAGAGCCAGCAGACCUGCUAGCUCUGCAGCAAGCUGACUGGUCCUUCCAGUCUCAGUGCAGGGUGAAGCUGCUCUGCCUGCUGUACACAGUGCUGACAGUGAAGAGUCUGGUGUUCUGCUGUGGAAUCGUUCUGCUGAUGAUCCUCAGAAACAAGGGACCGUCUACCAACUGCACACAUGCUGACUGACUGUUUUCUGCCUUUUCUCACCAUCAAAUCUCAUCAAUUCAUCUCAUUCAUCACGCUGAUCAGUAUUCACAAAUAUCAAUGAUGACGUGUUUUGGUUGUUAUG